GUAAGUUUUGUAACUUUCAAAAUUUGAAAGGGCGCUUCCCCUUCCCAACAGGCGACAGAAUUCCUGGGCUCCCUUUCUCUAAGCCCUUAACCUCAAGUCUCCAUGGCCAAGCGUAGCGGCAAGAUUAACACCUAUGAAGAAGCUCGCAAGCAACGGCUCCGAGACAAUAAGAAACGCUUUGAGGAUUUGGGGAUUUUGAAGAUAUCCAAAAGCUUAUCAGAGAUAGCAAGCUCUGAAAAUAAGUCACCGCAACGCCAAACAAAAGCCAAACCCAAAAAGAGCCUUGAUGGAUUGGAGUUAAGGCGCUCUUCACGAGCAAGAAAUCCUGUCUCUUCAUAUUCAGAGGUCGGCGAUGUCACUCCAAAUUUGCGUAAGAGAUCAAGGUCAAAUUCUUGGAAGAGCUACCUCGCUAGACCUUUUGAUGAAGUAAAAAUGGCAUCGUAUGAGGAACGAUUCCAUGCUAUUGAAAGUGCAGAAAAGAUUCGAACUAAUUUGCCAUCUGGAAAUCCAUCUUUUGUUAAAUCCAUGGUUCGGUCUCAUGUGUAUAGCUGCUUUUGGCUGGGUCUUCCGUCAAGUUUUUGCAAGAAUCAUCUUCCCACUAAGGAGCUGAAGAUGGUAUUGGAGGAUGAGAAAGGCUCAGAGUAUGACGCUAUCUACAUUGGAAGUAGAUCAGGCCUUAGUGGUGGGKGGAGAGGUUUUGCAUUGGAUCAUAAAUUGGAUGACGGGGAUGCUUUGGUCUUUGAAUUGAUUGAGCCAACAAGAUUCAAGGUUUACAUUGUGAAAGCCUCAAGGCAGCCGAAGCAAGAAAACACUGCAGAAAUUGAUAGAAAAGUUAAUUCUAGAGUACACUCACCAAAGAAUGCUGUGAAAGUAAAUGAGAACGUCUAUUCUAAGGCAAAAUAUUCAAGAAACUUGAAGAAAGCCGAAGAAGUAGAUGAGAAUGGUGCACAAUCUUCUCCCCAUAAUUUCCAAAAGAAAGAAGUAGCAAAGAAAGUAGGAUUUUUCAAGAGUGACAAUGAAUAUGAUUCUAGAAAGCUUCAGGCAGAAGAUUGGUUAGAGGUUGCUGCAAGUGACAAAGAUUCGAGUCCUCGGAGUCUCCAACAAGGUGGUCCUACAAGGCUCUUUAGGAAGAGAGGUCCUUCGACAAAGUUAUUUAGAAAAAAAGCUUUUUAGGUAGUUUACUUGUUUUGAUAAAAAAGAAGAAAGAAAAGCAAAAGGAGUUUUACUGAUUUUUGAUACCGGUUGUAAAACCUUACAUAUUUCUUAACAUGGUUGGCAACCAUAGCAACUGUCUAAUUCCGAUAUACUGCCUACAAAAUCAUAGGACACCUUUGGAUGUGAUUGCCUGACCAUUUUCUUAUUGUUGAAUAUGAGGAUGUUUGCGUGGUUUGAUUCAA
Messenger RNA from Nelumbo nucifera (sacred lotus), 1397 nucleotides. The record is from RefSeq and is a predicted model, not a curated record. Lineage: Eukaryota; Viridiplantae; Streptophyta; Magnoliopsida; Proteales; Nelumbonaceae.